CCGAGCAUCCGGCAUAACGAAACCAUAGAACUGAUAGGGAUGAGGGAGCGGUGAUGACCACGUAACAGUUUGCGCCUCGAAAACAGACUCAACACCGUCGUUGUCAGUGUGCAACCGGAAAGCGACGAAUGCGCGUGUGUUAAGGGCUGCUGCUGCUGCUGCUGCUGCUGUUACUGUUGUGUUGUUCGAAAUUGCAUCACGAGAUCGCCCUCGAUCGGUGCUCCCUCUCAGGGCAGAGUGACUCAGUAGGAAACCGGCUUGUUUUGGCCCUCAGCCGCCAUGUCUCCCGCGGCGGUUGAUAAGCGAAAAUUGCAAUCGCCCUCCGGUCCGUUCCGUUAUCGUUUCGCUCUCGAUAACCGUGAACGUCGAUAACAGCGGGGAAUGUGCGUUGCGUAAAGUGAAAACAGACAAACGGUACAAGUGGCCUCUUGCGGUCUUGACACAAAACAUGGAGCAAACCGAGCACCAGCAGGGCCAUUUACGAAUUGAUCGGUUGUCUGGCGACUGUUCAUCGGCUUCGUCAGCGACAUCAACCGACACAGACUGUUCCUCUUCCUCUCCUGCGGACAGUGAAACGGUUAGCGGUCGUGAUAGGGUUCCUCGUGUGGUGGCGAAGAAGGGAAACAGAUCCGGAACGUACUCGUUUGGUACUGAGCAGCGGCAGCACCGCAAGCCACUAGCCGGUGGACACGGUGCCAGGAAGAAACGUGUCGCUUUCGCCGACCAACAACGGGAGAGCACAAGUGAAAGUGAUCGUACAUCGGAUGAUUCGACGGACUCGAGUGAUGACGCAGAUGGCAAUGCUCCACAGAAGGCAGGACGGAGGAGCUUUAGUGCCGUUCUGGUGCUUAAUGGUUCGGAGGAUGAUGAGCAGGAGCAGCAACAAAAGGAUGAAAGUGUCGCUUCUUCCGCUUGGUUGACGGGAAUGAAUGGAAACAGUGAAAUUGCUGAUAUUCAGCAGGAUGAGCAUGAUGCAAUGGCGAGUCGUCAACAGGAACGGGUAGUGCUGAAGCGAAUAGAGAAAAUACAAAGUCAGGAAGAGUAAGGCAGUUGUGCCAGACUUGAAGACAAUUCGGGAAGAAAUACACGAACAGAGAAUACUUGUUGCUCUCAACGAAAUAUUACAAUAAAAUAGCGAUCCAGUACUAGUAAACACA
This is a messenger RNA of Anopheles aquasalis, 1157 nucleotides long. RefSeq names its product papilin-like. The record is from RefSeq and is a predicted model, not a curated record. NCBI's taxonomy places the organism in Eukaryota, Metazoa, Arthropoda, Insecta, Diptera, Culicidae.